AUGUCAUGGAAACAAUUUUCAAGGGUGUUAAGUAAAUUGUUAGGAAAACAAGGACUAAAAAAGUCACGACUAAAAUUUAGAGAAAUCAAAAAAAAUUUUAAAAUAGUUUUUAAUCUCAUUUUUGGUAAUUACUUUAAUCAAAUUUUAAAUAAGCCAACUAAAGGAUUGAUAAGUAAUUUUUUUGUUAAAUAUAUUUUUAAUACAUUUGCUAGUUUAUAUAAUAAAAAUUACAAGAUUGGUGAUUUUAAGUUAUUUAUUUGUCAUUUUUUCUUAAAAAAUAAACUUAAUGGAAAAUUAGCGAAAUGUAAAAUUGGAACUCACUAUACAAAAAAAAAAAAAUAUAAAAUAAUAAAAGAUAAUAUAAGUAAGUGUCUUGAAAGUUCUUAUGGAUUAGAACCAAAUGAGCAUUAUAUAAUUGACAUGUAUGAUGAAACACAUUUACAUAAUGAGUAUCAUAACACUUUUCUUUUGAACAACAAAACCUUUAGUUUUGAAUUGGAUUAUAAUACAACACAAAUGGAUGACUAUGGAAGAAUUAAUGAAAAUGAUAGAUUGAAUAGCAGCUCUUAUUUAGAAAAUGACAUAUUAUCCUUUGAUAACAUAGAAUAUGAUGAAGAUGAAGCAAAUGAAAGCAUAAAAAAUUGUUACUUAUAUAAUGGAUACAUAAAUGCUGAUACUUAUAAAAAUUCUGAAGAAUAUAAGUUUUUAAAGAAUCAUUUAAAGCAAAAAAAAGACAGUAUUAUAAAUAUAGAAAUAGGAAUUCCUUCAGAAUAUUGUGAUAAACAAAUUAAGAGUGAAAGUGGAAGUGAAUGUGAGAGUGAAAAUAAAAGUGAUAUAAAUUCUGAAGAAAAUGAAAAUGAAGAUAAAAAAAUGAUAAAUAAAAAAAGAAAAAAACAAAAAAAAAAAAUAUAUGAAAUUUAUAAUACAGAAACGACAAUUAAACAAAAUAUAUAUUGUGCGAAUUACUUAAAUGAAAAUUAUUCAUCCUCAUAUGAUUAUGCUAGUGAAGAAAGUAGUAGUAGUAGGAGUGAUUUUAUUGAUAAAGACUUUUAUGAUGAAUAUUUUGGGGAUAAUUAUGGGAAUGAUUUUUUAUGUCAUUGUAGUGUCCGCAGUUAUGAUACAUUUCAAAGUACUUAA
This is a messenger RNA of Plasmodium gallinaceum, 1137 nucleotides long. RefSeq names its product conserved Plasmodium protein, unknown function. Bases 1 to 1137 code for a protein of 378 amino acids. The transcript has a single exon. The record is from RefSeq and is a predicted model, not a curated record. NCBI's taxonomy places the organism in Eukaryota, Apicomplexa, Aconoidasida, Haemosporida, Plasmodiidae.